This is a messenger RNA of Glycine soja, 956 nucleotides long. Its product is annotated as membrane-anchored ubiquitin-fold protein 3. The record is from RefSeq and is a predicted model, not a curated record. The transcript is spliced from 4 exons. Lineage: Eukaryota; Viridiplantae; Streptophyta; Magnoliopsida; Fabales; Fabaceae. The coding region runs from base 319 to 675 and encodes 118 amino acids. Gene Ontology annotation, molecular function: protein binding.
ACCACUUGGACCAAUAAUCCAAUGUCUCCAUUGGAUCAAUAAAGGGUUUUCCAACUAUGCUUGUUCCCCUUAUUAUUUUUUUUUAAAAAAAAUGUUUUAAUUUAUUGAAUGUUUGCGUUGUUGUUGAGUUCAGCGUUCACCAACAGAAACAGCAGAAGGAAGGAAAAGGUGACUGCACAGAGGUAUCGAAUAAAGUCAAAAGUCGGAAUGGUUUCACUCUGAUCAAACUGAGGAAUCGAGGAAGGAAGGGUUAGGAUUAGGGUAAGGAUUGGGAAGCCAUAGGAGAAGAGAACAAGAGGAAGAAGAGGUCAAUUCAAAAUGCCGGAAGAGGAUUUGGUGGACAUCAAAUUUAGGUUGUACGAUGGUUCCGAUAUCGGACCCUUCAGGUACUCCUCCGCCGCCACCGUCGAUAUGCUUAAGCAAAGGAUUGUCUCCGAUUGGCCCAAAGGUAAAACUGUCGUGCCAAAGUCAGCUAAUGAAGUGAAAUUGAUUAGCUCUGGUAAAAUCUUGGAAAACAAUAAGACUGUUGGUCAAUGUAAAGUACCGUUUGGUGAGACUGCAGGGGGUGUUAUAAUAAUGCAUGUUGUUGUACAGCCAUCUCUAUCAAAAACUAAAGCUGAUAAGAAGGUCGAUGAUUCGCCCAAGAAGGUUGUCUGUUCUUGUUCCAUAUUGUGAAGUGAGUUGGAUGCGUAUCCUUAUACAUCAAUCACUCAUGAACUGUAGAAAUCAUCUGCCUGAACAAACCCCUAUUUCAACAUUCCCGUGUAAAGUACGUAUACGAGCAAUUAUAUACUUAUAGAAAAGUUUGUGUUAAUGGUGACUUCCGAAGAUGCUGUCAUUCUUUUAUUACAAGGUCUACAGGGUUGAUGACACAUUGUAACCAUUGAUUGCUACUGUUGUGCAUCAAGUUGUCGUUUUGCAUUUGCAUUUGCAAUGACGUGCGUGAUAUCUCUUGA